This is a messenger RNA of Aedes albopictus (Asian tiger mosquito), 1197 nucleotides long. RefSeq lists its product as uncharacterized. Bases 1 to 1197 code for a protein of 398 amino acids. NCBI's taxonomy places the organism in Eukaryota, Metazoa, Arthropoda, Insecta, Diptera, Culicidae. The transcript has 2 exons. The record is from RefSeq and is a predicted model, not a curated record.
AUGAUUGAGGAAGUGAAUCAUGUUCGACAGAAGGUGGCCAACUUAAUGGGCGAAGACAGGCUGGAAAGAAAAUUUCUCGUUCCCAACCCGACAGUGGCGUCCUUGUACUGCCUACCGAAGAUUCACAAGAAUCCGGUGGGCAUGCGUCCAAUCUCGUCAAACAUCCGUACCCCCACGGAAAAAAUGGCAGCAUGGCUGGUAGAAGAGCUGAAAAAAUACCCUGUGAAGCAUGGAAAAGGCGUUAAAAAUUCGGUGGAUUUGGCAGAGCAACUAAAGGAGCUCAAACUACGGAGAGGUGAAAUAUUGGUGUCGUUCGAUGUAGUCGCUUUAUUCCCGAGCGUACCAGUUACAGAAGCACUGCAAAGCCUACGCCGACAUUUAGAACGAUGUCGUGUGCCGCACAAUCACAUCGAGGCUUAUCUCUCCGUUGCACAGGUGUGUAUGGACCAAAAUUUUUUCAGCUUCCGGGGAAAGUUCUAUAAGCAGACCUUCGGUCUAAGUAUGGGCAGUAAACUUUCACCACUAUUAGCAAAUUUGUUCAUGAGCGAUCUGGAAAAUAAAGCCCUAAAAGAGAAGCUAUUCCCUCGAGUGUGGUGGCGCUACGUGGACGACGUUUUUGCUCCGGUGAAGGAACGUUACGUAGACCAGACACUGGCCAUGCUUAACUCGCAACAUGAAACAAUAAAAUUCACGGUUGAGAAGGAAGUAGAGGGGAAAUUGCCUUUCCUCGAUCUGUUGAUUACCAAAAAUGAGGACAACUCCUUGAAAUUUGGUAUUUAUCGUAAGCCAACGAGCACAGAUCGCUACAUUACAUCCGAUUCUAAUCAUUUUGGUGCCCAGAAGCAGGCUGCCUUCCAUUCGAUGGCACACCGGCUUUAUAAUGUGCCGAUGGAAAGCGUAGAAUUCAAAGAAGAGCAAGAACGAAUUUACGCUGCGGCCGAAGUUAAUGGGUAUGCUGUUGCUGCUGCGGCUGCCACAUGCUCGCUCGGUUCCAUGCACCUCACCAGGGAACGGGAGUUGAUAGAGGUGAUGUUUCUGUUGCUGCUGCUGCUCAACGUGAGGCGACGACGAGUGAAACCCGAAGCAGCAACAGCAGCAAUUGACAAAGUGUUGAGUUGUUCGAAGGAGAAUGGCAAUGGGUUGACAAUCUGGCAGGAGGACGGUUAUCUCUCCAUUCCACGGACGGACGGGGACUAG